AUGGAUCAAAUAGAAAAAGUUAUCCUUCUCCUCCAAAUAGAAGACUUAUGUGGAAAACUUGCUCCGCUCAUAAAAUCUGACUUCAAAGCUAUUCAAAAACAAGUUCGCGAGAUAACUACCGACUAUAUCCGUCAAAUUCCAUACUUUAAAGCCAACACACCCAAAAAGGCUCCUCAAAAAGAUAUGCCUAAAAAGCUUAAUCUCUCCGAAAUCUCCCUAACCCCUACAGCUUUAUCUAAAAUAGACACAAAAACUCCUCUAAAAACCCCAGAAAAAGAGCGUCCACGUAAGCUAAAUCUUUCUGAAACAACUCCAGUCAAAGCUAAUUUAAGCUUAAACGAUUUUAAAACCCCUACAAAAAAUGAGUCAAAAAAUUCUUCGCAAUUUAACACGCCAUCUACCUGCAGCUCACAAAAAAAAGACAGAAACAACUCCUCAAUAAAGCCAGGCAAAGUUAAAAGAAAAUUAAAUUUUACGCCUCAGAAGCCACUUUUUGCCUCACAAGGAUCAGGAAUCGGGACAAAAUUUACUUCAAGCCUUGACGGGGUUCCCCCAUCACACAACUCGUGGGAAUUUAAAUGCCAACCUGCUAAUAUUCAGCCUGAAAAGCUGUUUUCGGCAGCUUUGCCUCCAAGGGUAGAUUUAUCAAGGAUAUUUUUUGGGGAGGCGUGGAAGCUUGAUGGUUAUCGUAGCUCAGAAGAAGGGUUCAGGUAA
Messenger RNA from Blepharisma stoltei, 714 nucleotides. Lineage: Eukaryota; Ciliophora; Heterotrichea; Heterotrichida; Blepharismidae. The record is from the annotation of a GenBank genome assembly.